UGUCAUCAGAUAUGUGGGCGUAACGACUUGCUCAAAUUAAUUGUUUAAACAACAAUGCAGUUUUUAAAAUGUGAACUAGUUCUUGGUUUCGUUGUUGUUUUCAUGCUCAAAGAUGCCUCAGCUAUCAAACAUAUUGAAGCUAACCCGGACGCUAAAAGGCUCUACGAUGAUUUGCUCAGCAACUACAAUAGGCUUAUUCGACCAGUUAUCAACCACACCGAAACGCUCACCGUUUGGCUCAGUCUCAAAUUAUCACAACUCAUAGAGAUGAAUCUGAAGAACCAAAUAAUGACCACUAAUUUGUGGGUUGUUCAGAAAUGGUAUGACUAUAAGUUGAGGUGGGAUCCUGAAGAAUAUGGAGGAGUUGAAAUGUUAUACGUGCCAUCUGAACAUAUUUGGCUGCCCGAUAUUGUACUAUUUAACAAUGCAGAUGGAAACUACGAAGUAACAUUGAUGACCAAAGCCACAUUAUCGUAUACUGGUGAAGUGAUUUGGAAACCUCCUUCUAUAUAUAAAUCUUCUUGCGAAAUAAACGUACAAUAUUUCCCAUUUGACGAGCAAAGUUGCCUCAUGAAGUUCGGUUCUUGGACAUACAAUGGACUGCAGGUAGAUCUGAAGCACAUGGACCAACAACUAGGAAGUAACAUAGUAAAAGUUGGCAUCGACUUGUCAGAAUUUUACUUGUCUGUAGAAUGGGACAUACUAGCGGUACCAGCAACAAGAAAUGAAGAGUACUAUCCGUGUUGUACAGAGCCGUACUCUGAUAUAACCUUCAAAAUAACGAUGAGGAGAAAAACGCUAUUCUACACCGUCAACCUCAUCAUCCCUUGCGUCGGUAUCACCUUCCUAACCGUUCUGGUAUUUUAUCUUCCGUCAGAUUCUGGAGAAAAAGUGACGCUGUGCGUAUCCAUUCUCAUCUCGCUCACAGUGUUCUUCCUGCUGCUGGCAGAAAUCAUCCCACCGACAUCUCUAGCUGUGCCGCUUCUAGGAAAAUACCUUCUAUUCACGAUGAUUCUGGUUACUUCUUCUAUCUGGGUGACGGUGUGUGUACUCAAUGUUCAUUUCAGAUCGCCAUCAACCCAUAAAAUGUCACCUGUAUUUAGAAAAGUAUUCCUACACUUUAUGCCCAAAUUGCUCAUAAUGCGACGGACCACCUACUCAUUGCCAGAAUAUGAUGACAAUCAGCCACCUAGAGGAUACACUAAUGAAAUUGAUUUGCAAUUAAACAUGGGAGAGCCCUUCACGACCGAUUUUAAAAUAACUACCAGAGAGCCAAGUUUCGUGCUCCAAAACUCCGAACACGAAGACGGUAAAAUGAAAGCGCAUUCUUCCAUGACAGAAUCUUCCAACAUGACUCCCAAAGUACUUUCGGCAAAUGUAUUAGCAGCUCUAGAAGGAGUCAGAUUCAUUGCUCAACACAUUAGAGAUGCGGACAAAGACAAUGAGAUUGUCGAAGACUGGAAAUUCGUAUCGAUGGUACUGGACAGAUUCUUCUUGUGGGUGUUCACUCUGGCCUGCAUCGGAGGAACAUGCGGUAUAAUCUUCCAAGCGCCGUCCCUCUACGAUACAAGGGUUCCUGUGGAUCAGCAGCUCAGUGGAAUACCGCUGACGAAAAUAUUCCAGCUGCCCCCCUCUCACAUACCAAUUUUUUAGACACUGUAUUUAACACAAUAAAAUGUAUAGAGAUAGUCG
Messenger RNA from Diabrotica virgifera virgifera (western corn rootworm), 1692 nucleotides. It is a transcript of the gene nAChRbeta2, whose product is annotated as acetylcholine receptor subunit beta-like 2. Gene Ontology annotation, molecular function: transmembrane signaling receptor activity; acetylcholine-gated monoatomic cation-selective channel activity. Lineage: Eukaryota; Metazoa; Arthropoda; Insecta; Coleoptera; Chrysomelidae. The transcript has 10 exons. Gene Ontology annotation, biological process: signal transduction; chemical synaptic transmission; monoatomic ion transmembrane transport. The record is from RefSeq and is a predicted model, not a curated record. The coding region runs from base 55 to 1653 and encodes 532 amino acids. Gene Ontology annotation, cellular component: synapse; postsynaptic membrane; neuron projection.